UACAAUACAGUAGAGAAGAUGGACACUUUCUCAACUGGAUUAUCGUUCACUUGUGUAGUCCUGAGAAGAAAAAAAAAUGCCUAGAGGCACUUUCAACAGACGAACGGAACGGUUAGCUCCUGGGCAACAUGGACAACUUCCUGCUAAGUGGAAAUGCCCCAAGAAGACAGACCAGUAAGAACAGGAAACCAAAGAAAGGUAUCACCUGCUCGCGUCCACCGGUGCCUUCUGACAAUAGCAAAUCGAAGAAUUUAGUGACUCCAAAUUCAGAAAGAAAAGGAUUUAAUUGUCAAGCCAAAAGAUUCCAGUAUGUCCAGGACGAAAACCCAGGCCCCGGCUCUUACGACGUCGUUCACCGAUCGCCCGAGUUCAAUAGCGUCUCGCUGUCAAAGAAAGGAACGGGUUCUUUUCCUUCCUUGGGGGCCCGCAUCUCCAUCUACAAAGUCCCCAAAUUUCCUGCUGCCAACGCUUACAGUCUCCCAUCGGGCUUAAUUUCCAAGUGUGACUUCAGCAACGCCUAUUCCAGCAUGUUCCAGCUGCCCUUCUGUGUGAAAGUCCCCAAACUUCCCACUCCGGCUCCCAACCAAUACAACGCCUCUCUGUCCUUCUGCAAGCAACAGAACAACGUCAGUGCCCGGGCCGUGUUUUUGUCCAAGACCCAGAGAGGAUUGAAGGAAGGUACAGAAAGAGCUCCGGCCCCAGGUUCUUAUGAGAUCAAUGAGUCGCUGGUGACGGAGUCGCCCAAGACGCUGAAAUCUUUUUUCCAAUCCAGGACGAGACGGGAAUUCAAGGUGGCUUCCCUCAGCCCGGGGCCAGCAGCCUAUUGCCCCAGCGGCCCUCUUCAGGCCCCGAGAAGGGCCCCUGGCCUCCCGGCUUCUCGUUCCCCAUCCAGGAGGAAGCACAGGCUGAAUUUCUCCGCACCGGCCCUGGCUCUGCCGCCCCAGCCCCCUCUGCCCGGGCCCGGCCAGUACGAGAUCGUGGACUUCUCCGGGCCCCCGAAGCAGGACAUCUCCAGCGCCGUUUUCGUCUCUGGCACCAGGCGCUGGGCAGGGCCUCCGGGCCGGGGCACCAUCCCCGGACCAGCGUAUUACAGCCCCGAGAGGCUGGGAAAGCAGUCCUUCCUUUACAACACCGACAGCAAGUGGAUUCCGGUUCUGUAGCCACGGCCUCCAGGCCCAGCGGAGCCCCAGGACCCCCCCAUCCCUAAACCUGUGGAGACCCUCCACCCCCACCUCUCCUCCCAUCCCGCCCCGCCAAUUCCAGAGGGAGACGUAGACCCAUCCCAUCUGGUGCUCCCACCAGAUCUCCAGGCCUGGCUCUGGGCUCGCCAACCGGAAAACGAUCGGUCUCCCCCAGGUUUUCCUCCCACGGGGAGCAUUCGGGGAGACUCACUGGAUAACUCCGUCAAGGUUUCGUCUCAACGCCCCUCCCUCCACAUGUGCUGAACCCAUUGCCACCUCCCCAACAUCCGGCCCACAGAGGAAAUCGUCACCCGAUCUUUGGGAUCCCCGGGCCUGCCGGAGCCGGGUGGGCCCUCGAGGACCACUCCCCCCGGGCGCCCGGGCCGGGAGGAUCCCACCGUCCCGCGGACCAAGGACGGAGGCCGCUCAGCACCUCGGGCCAGAGAAGAUCGGGAGGUCGGAGACAAACCGGAUCGAGGAAACGUUCGAUUCUCCCGGCCCAGGAGCCCAGACAGACCAAGGUUUCCCCGACCCCUGGGACAUUCCACUAACGGGAUACGGGACCUGGAGCGGACAGAAUUUGAAUCCAGUGGGACCUGAAGCUGGAAGGCCCUAGAGCCAGCGGGGCUCGGAGCCAGAGGGACCUAGAGCUAGCAGAACGCAGAGCCGACGGGAGGACGUUUUCCGUUCCGCAGCCCCCGGCCCCGCACUUCGGCCUCGCCGUCACCCAACGGCAAAGCCGCCCGAGGUCGUCGACGGAUCACCCCGGCGCUAUAACGCAGGCGGUCGGCCCUCCCGCCCCUGCCUCCCUGCCGCUACGGGGGCCCCAACGGGCCGAGACCCACCGGAGCCAGGGGGUGUAGUUCUGGGAAGGGCUUAGUGCAAUUACCAGGUUAACUCCUCGAAAACACAAGUGGGCUCAUACUUUCACAUGACCUCUGACCCGCCCAGACAGACUGCUCCAUCACCCCCGCGACUGACCCUAAUCUUCAAAAGGUGUCGAGGCGCUCCAGGUUAAAAGUCAGAAAUGCUCGGGCGCGCUUGUCGGCCGUGUUUUACACAAUCCUUAACGCACCUUAACGCGGUGAUUUCCGCCGCGGGAAACGAACCCGUUCGAAACCAGCGGGGAACCAGCCCGGUGAAGACCCUCCCCCGGGAGGGAGUUUAUCACAACCGGACGGUCAGAGAAAACAUUCCUCCGUCCCCUCAGCCCACGGCUCCAUGCAGCCCGGGACCGACGCCUUAGGCUCUUCAGGUGAAAACCCUCCCUUCCGGCCUGCCAGAUGGACCCCUCAGAUCUGACCCGACUCCCGCCUUCCUCCUCAGCAUCCUGACACAGAUAUCAGAACUAUUUACCUCAUUAAACCGAAUUUUCUAUGCCGACGAA
Ornithorhynchus anatinus (platypus) is the source of this 2568-nucleotide messenger RNA. It is a transcript of the gene STPG1, whose product is annotated as sperm tail PG-rich repeat containing 1. The record is from RefSeq and is a predicted model, not a curated record. Gene Ontology annotation, biological process: positive regulation of mitochondrial membrane permeability involved in apoptotic process; epigenetic programing of male pronucleus. Gene Ontology annotation, cellular component: female pronucleus; germinal vesicle; male pronucleus. Gene Ontology annotation, molecular function: histone binding; chromatin binding. Lineage: Eukaryota; Metazoa; Chordata; Mammalia; Monotremata; Ornithorhynchidae. Bases 129 to 1160 code for a protein of 343 amino acids. The transcript is spliced from 9 exons.